Molecule: messenger RNA, 2808 nt
Organism: Mesoplodon densirostris (Blainville's beaked whale)
Lineage: Eukaryota; Metazoa; Chordata; Mammalia; Artiodactyla; Ziphiidae
Gene: MMRN2
Product: multimerin 2
Exons: 7
Coding region: 1-2808 (935 amino acids)
Biological process (GO): negative regulation of vascular endothelial growth factor receptor signaling pathway; negative regulation of cell migration involved in sprouting angiogenesis
Molecular function (GO): protein binding
Source: RefSeq, a predicted model, not a curated record
AUGAUCCUGACACUGCUGCUCGGUGUCGGGGGGCCCCUGGGCUGGGGGCUGCUGGGGGCCUGGGCCCAGGUCCCCAGUACCAGGUUCUCCGAUCCGCACAGCCCCAGGCCGCCUGGGGUCUGGAGGGCAGAGGCUGAGGACAGGGACCCCGUCAGACGUAACUGGUGUCCCUACCAGAAGUCCAGGCUGGUCACCUUCGUAGCUGCUUGCAAAACAGAGAAAUUCCUCGUCCACUCGCAGCAGCCAUGUCCACAAGGGGUUCCGGACUGCCAGAAAGUGAAAGUCAUGUACCGCGUGGCCCACAAGCCGGUGUACCAGGUCAAGCAGAAGGUGCUGGCCUCCGUGGCGUGGAGGUGCUGCCCGGGCUUUGUGGGACCCGACUGCCAGCACCACGAUCCCAGGGCGAUCCCUGAGCCUGAAGAUCCAGGUGAUAGCCUCCAGGAGCCUUGGGAUGGGCCAGUUGACUUUGAACCUGGCCACCGGGAUGCAGAGAUCAUCAACAUGGUGGAACAGCAGGAACGCCGGCUGGGAGAUCUCCAGAAUGACAUUCACCAGGCGGCAGACAGCCUCCCAAGCCUAUGGAAGGCCCUGGCAAGCAACCUCACAGUGGCAAUAACUGAGGCAAAUCAGACAGAGCUUGAGUUUCCCGGCAGAUCCUUGGAGCAAGUGUUACUGCCCCACAUCAACACCUUCCUGCAAGGACAUCUCAGCCCCAUGUGGAGAAGCUUCAACCAAAGCCUGCACAGCCUCUCCCAGGUCAUAAGAAACUUAUCUCUUGAUGUGGAGGCCAACCGACAGGCCCUCAAGAGGGUCCAGGAGAGCUCUGUGGCCAGAGCUGACUUCCAGGAUCUUGGUGCCAAAUUUGAGACCAAGGUCCAGGAGAACACCCAGAGGGUGGGCCAGCUACGGCAGGAUGUGGAGGGCCACCUGCAUGCCCAGCACCUGUCUCUGCACCGGUCCCUCUUGGAGGUCCAGGCUGAUGUGAACACCAAGUUGAAGAAGCUCCUUAAGGCCCAGGAGUCCCCGGGGGUCAAUGGCAGCCUGGUCCUGGUGGCAGCAGGGGCAGCAGCGAGGCCGGAACCAGAGAGCCUGCAGGCCAGGCUGGGUCAGCUGCAGAGGAACCUCUCUGCACUGCAUGUGACCACGGCCCACAGGGAAGAGGAGCUACAGAGCACCCUCGCAGACAUGAAGGCCACCCUGGCCCAGCACGUGGAUGAGAUCAAGGAGCUGUAUUUGGAAUCCGAUGACACCUACGAACAGAUCAGCAAGGUAGAGCGGCAGGUGCAGGAGCUUCAGGUGAACCACACAGCGCUGCGCGAGCUGCGGGUGAUCCUGAUGGAGAAGUCACUGAUCAUGGAGGAGAACAAGGAGGACAUGGAGCGGCAGCUCCUGGAGCUCAACCUCACCCUCCAGCACCUGCAGGGCGGCCACGCGGACCUCAUCAAGUACGUCAAGGACUGCAACUGCCAGAAACUCUACUUUGACCUGGAUGUCAUCCGGGAGGGCCAGCGGGACACCACGCGUGCCCUGGAAGAGACCCAGGUGAGCCUGGACGAGCGGCGCCAGCGGGACGGCUCCUCUCUGCAGGCCCUGAGCAGCACGGUGGCCACCCUGUCGCUGGCGGUGGAGGCGCACCAGGCAGCGGCCGAGCGGGCGCGGGCCGACGCGGCACGGCUCCGGAGUCAGCUGCGCACGCUGGGCAGCGAGGUGAGCGCGCUGCGGGCCGCCGAGGCCGAGAUGCGACGCGAGAUCCGCCGGCUGCACGGCUCCUUCGCGGCCCUGCUGGAGGACGCGCUGCGGCACGAGGCUGUGCUGGCCGCCCUCUUCGGGGAGGAGGUGAUGGAAGACAUGUCCGAGGAGGCGCCCGGCCCGCUGCCCCUGCGCUACGAGCAGAUCCGCACCGCCCUGCUGGAUGCGGCCAGCGGGCUGCAGGAGCAGGCCCUCGGUUGGGACGCGCUGGCCGCCCGGGUGACAGCCCUGGAACGGGCCUCGGGGACCAGCGGGCAGGCCGAGCGCCUGGAGCCCAAUCGGGACGCGUCGCCAGCGGCGGCCGGCGGGCCGGAUCUGGCUGGGCUAGCGCGGGAGCUCCAGCGCCUGAGGUCCCACAUGGAGAGCGUGGGCCGGUGCUGCGAGGCUUCCUGGGCCUCCUCCUUCAACAGCUCCCUCGAGGGCCUUCGCGGGGAGCUCUCCACCACCGAGCGCGGCUUGCAGCAGCACCAGCGCCUCUUCCACAGUCUCUUUGGGAACUUUCAAGAACUCUUGGUAGCCAACGUCAGCCUGGACCUGGGGAAGCUGCAGGCCGUACUGAGCAGGAAAGGGAAGAAGCAGCAGAAAGGUCUGGAAGCUCUCAGGAGGAGGGAACAGAAGCAAGUGGAGUCUUUGGAGGAUGCGCAUGUCAAAGGGCCGGUGCUCUGGGACUCAGGCUCCCCUGUGGCCUUCUACGCCAGCUUUUCAGAAGCGACAGAUGCUCUGCAGACAGUGAAGUUCAACACUACUUACGUCAACAUCGGCAGCAGCUACUUCCCUGAGCACGGCUAUUUUCGAGCCUCUGAGCGUGGGGUCUACCUUUUUGCAGUGAGCAUUGAAUUCGGCCCAGGGCCAGGCACCGGGCAGCUGGUGUUUGGAGGUCACCGUCGGACCCCUGUCUAUACCACUGAGGAGCAGAGGGGUGGGAGCCCAGCAACGGCCUUUGCCAUGGCUGAGCUGCAAAAGGGUGAGAGAGUAUGGUUUGAGCUAACCCAGGGAUCAAUAAUGAAGAGAAGCCCUCCAGGCACUGCAUUCGGGGGCUUCCUGAUAUUCAAGACCUGA